AUGAAGGAGAGCACAUUUCUCCCUCCCGACAGCGACAUAGUGGACGGGCCAACGAUUGAGCACGUCUCUUUCGCCGAAGCUAUUGUUCGCAAAGUACUGUUGACGCUGAAUGAGUCCAAAUCACCUGGGCCGGAUGACAUACCGCCGAAAUUGUUGAAGGAGCUUGCUGGAGAACUAUCUAAACCGCUGUCCAUGCUCUUCCAAGCAGGCUACUUGCCGGCCGAUUGGAAAUCCGCGCGGAUCACGCCAAUUUAUGUAGGCGGCAGCAAAAUUUUAGCAAACAACUACAGACCGAUUAGCCUUACUUCAAUUUGCUGCAAAAUUAUGGAAAAAAUAAUUAAGCGAGAAAUAAUGCACUUCCUCGAAGAGCAUAAUGUGCUAUGCGAAGCCCAGCACGGAUUUCGUAGAGGCAGAUCAUGCGUGACAAAUCUACUUUAUUGUUUAGAUCGCUGGACCCGGGCAGUCGAUGGCGGCAAUGCAGUGCACGCAGUCUACGUCGACUUUAAGAAGGCAUUGGACAGUGUACCGCGCCAGUGUCUCCUGUACAAAUUAAGCCGGACAGGCGUAAGGGGUAAUCUCCUGAGGUGGAUGCAAGGCUUCUUGAUCGGUCGCUUUCAAAUCGUCUACGUCGGUAACAGGCUGUAUGCAGAGGUAGCAGUUAAAAGCGGUGUUCCGCAAGGCUCCGUUCUUGGCCCUACCUUAUUCAUUAUAUACGUCAACGACUGCGUCAGUGAACUGAAUUGUGAUGUCGCCAUGUUCGCUGAGGAUGCUAAACUUGGGAGCGUUAUCCGAACUGAAUUGGACGAAGGGCGCUUGCAGGCAGACCUGACCCGACUCGAGAAAUGGUCACAGGACUGACUUUUGCCGUUUAAUGUGACUAAGUGCAAUGUUUUGCGAGUCGGCAGGACCCGAUCUCUAAGUCAGAGGGUUUACCACCUAAAUGGCAUACCACUGCUGGGAGUAGACGCCCAGAAAGACUUGGGUGUGUGGGUAACGGCUUCUCUAAAACCGUCGCUCCACAGCUCCAAGGUAGCCAAGUCUGCGAUGUCAGUCCUUUAUCUUGUCAGGAGAACUUUCUCUACCUUUGAUGAGGACUGCUUCGUUAAAGUCUUUCGGACUUUCGUAUGGCCACAGCUAGAGUUCGCUAUUCAGGCGUGGAAACCCUAGACCUCUAAAGAUCUCAGCAUCCUUGAGAAAGUCCAAAUGCGGGCAACCAAACUCGUAAGUGGACAGGGUUCACUACCCUAUGAAACACGAUUAUCCAAUCUCAGACUUUUUCCACUGAGUUACAGACAGCUAAGAGGCGACCUAAUGCAAACAUUCCGUAUACUGCGCAGCCACGACUGCUGUCUCGUACCUGCUGAUUUCUUUGAGUUAGCGACCACAACGAACCCCCGAGGUCAUCCACUUAAGCUACGCGUAACUGGCGCCAAGCUGGACAUGCGGAAGUUCUUCUUUUCAAACAGAGUGAUCGAGGCCUGGAAUGCUCUGCCUACAGAUGUCGUCAUGUCCACCUCCGUCGAGGCUUUUAAGCUCAAGUUGGACCAGUGUACAACCAAACGUCCUAAUGCCACCUGACCGACAACGUCUAGCAUUUCGUUCGAACAUUUUGUUAAUUGUGUUAUAUUACUGCCUGUAUCUCAGUAAUGUUUGUUUUUUAGUAUCGUCCUACGUCUGCUAAAUGUGUGCUGGCAUCUUCGUCUCCCUCAGAAACUGAGAUAGCACCAACUAUCCAUAGACAGACUGCUGUACAGCACACUUAGUGAAGUUAAUGUUUUUAACUCUUGGAACAAUUCGUUUAUCUGUCUGGCUCGAAAACUAUGCCAAUCUGAAGACACUCUGUAGCUCUUUGAAGUUUCCAUUUCAAAUUUUUGAUAUAGUUCGCCUCCUUGUAACAGAUAGGGAGUUAAAAGGUUUAACACCUAUAUUUCCCUCAAAAUAAACUGAACUGAACUUAACACUUCGUCGUUGUGUAUGACUGGCUGACGACGGCUAAUAAGCCAGAUAUGGUAAUUCCAGUCUCCCUUUUCUUUGUCGGUAAUGACAUACUGCUUACAAGUACUUCAGUUUACGACUUCCUCAUGUCACUAUCUGAAACACUGUAGAACAAUUAAACCGCCACCAGCGACCUGAUGAGUUCACUGGAUCAUCUUACUUGACUUAUUGAGUUUAUCUCAUGUAAGUGCACAUCCUGGUCUUGCAAGAUUUACAGGCUCUUAGUCUGGGUGUCCUCAUGCGUCUCGGUCACCUUACGUGAAGAUACAGCCAGUAAAACCACCUGUUAAUGUGUAGCAUGUCAAGAAUAUCACUGUUGGCGUCUCAGGCACGCAUGCGUCUUCCGUCGUUAAUACGUGCGCCACACUACGUGUGAGGUGAUCGUCAGCUUUCAGGUGAACGAAACGGUGGCGCGCGUUCAGCCUCGGUGCAGCUGAUCGCAGCAGUGGAAUUAGAAAAAAAAAGCACGCGACUCUAACGUGACCGAUCGGCGCCUUUCGCCACAGGUGGUCCAGAGCGCAUCGGGAUUGCUUAAGUUGGCUUCGGACGCAUACUUAUCUGGCAAUCAGAAUCCUGACAACUUGCUGCCCAAAUGUGGUCAGCGCACAACAAGGCCAGCUCCAGUGAUAGAACGUUUUACCCUCAGAAGAGGAUAACUUUUGCCCUCUUUAGUGAGCUUUGGAUAAUCGAAAUUCCAAUCUUCUUAAGGUCAGCAUAUCCCCACAUUUGCGUUUUGCUGAAGUGUUGGAUAAUGUUCUGUAACAAGGCGUUUUCUGUGGACGAUUUUCCUUAUCUAUGUCUCCUCCCCGUAGGGAGUAACACUUCACGGCUCUGUAAAUCCCCUGAUGUCUCAAACGGAAGACCUUUUCUGUCUUACUGGACACGGUCAGGUCACUCCUUGCUUGCAUGUCUGUGGUUAGCUGGCGGUAGCGAAUGGGCCAGAAACGCUGCUUCGAAUAACUCUCCUCAUUGUCUUUGUUCCUCCUAUUUAUAUCGCCGCCUGCGAAUGCUCUGGACUGAAAUUCAAAGCCCGAUAAAGUGGGUCUGCAUAUUCGUACAGUCAUAUCGGUUAAGCACAAAUACCAUGUUAAAUAAGGAAUGGGCGCACACCGAUCUACUGGCUUCACGAAGCAAACAAGCUCCGUAUGGGUGGCAAAGUUCACGAACAGGCAACCAGUUACCAGCAACAGAGGAUGGCAGGUGGCGAGGCACUGAUGAACACUUCGGUUCUAUCAAGUGCUUAUGGCCCUCCUCGCUCCAAAUAGCAUGUGCAUUGCCCUUAGAAGGGCUUCAGGCGGUUGAUGCAUUGCACCAAAACGGGGACUAGAUCGAGGUGCGGCAUGCGUUGUCGGGAAAGGCACACGCAUAACAAUGGUCGGGGACACUCACCGAUCGUUCUUACGGAACUCACUCUUUCCGUUGUGCCUUACGGGCUCUCUAUCUCGAGCCCAACCAGCAGCCGCACAGCGGCGCAUGAUAUAGGUAGUUCGGUAUUACCGACAAAAAACAAGGGAGACUGGAAUGGCCGUUUCUGGCUUAUUAACCGUCGUCAUCCAGUCGUACGCAACGCCGAAGUGUGGAACACCCGAGGCUCGAACUCGCAACCUGUUAGUUAGAAGUCCACACCACUAACCACUGGGCCACGAGCCCGUUGUCGUGUCGGUUUCGAUCGGGAACAUACAGUGGUAGGGGACGCUCACCGAUCAUUCUUACAGGCAUAACAAAUGUCAAAGUGGGGGUAUGGCAGCGCGCCUAGGUGCAGACCCGCGCCAGCUGAUCCCCAAGACGCUGAUCAGUGUACUUUGGGGACCAGGUGGUAUGGCGGUACACCUAGGUCCGCGUUUUCGCUCUGCCAGCCGCCUACGCGCUUUCUCUCUCUCUCUCUCUAUCGCCCCGCUGUUAACACCCGGCUCCAGGAGGAAGAGGGAGUGCGGUAGAUGAAGUGCAAGUCAACCACUAUUAUAAAUGAAUUCAUGCCCGAUCCACAGUCCCUGCUCUUACCCUGUUGCGCACUACACAGUGGACAUCGUCGACAGCGUUGGUCGAACUGUCGGAUCAUGCAGACAGUAAUCUACGGCCAGAUCAACUGUCUUCUGAAUAGUCAUAAAAAUUGGUGAAUUCGAAUCCUAACUUAAAACAAUUGUGGCAUGUAAACAGUUUGACCGUCGUUGCCGGCGAAGUCCAAUAACCAGGUGAGAACAGAGACGGUGACUUGCGUGUGAAUGUGUUUGUUGUGAUGCUUGGCUUGCGUUUCGUCUACCGCACCCUGCCCUCCAUUACACUCCUGGGCCCGGUGCUAAGAAAGGGCGAAGAAGUCCGGAGGCGGGAUCGGACGCAAGUGGUUGGCCUUACGCGGACCUGCGCCUAGACGCACCACAUUACCCGUUGAGCAUGGUUGUUAUUUGUGGGUGUACAUUCCCAACAACACCUGUCGCAUCCCGAUCUGGCCCCCUUUCGGUUCACCGCAUUUACCCCGCGGCCGGCUUUAGGGGAAGAGUUCGUCAACUAUGUAGUUGAACCUGAACGUCACUACGACGAGAUAGAUUGCCAAACCGAUGGCUAUUAAUGCGUUGCUUAGCAUACCGUGCCUCCAAAACGAGCCACGCGGUAAAUGCGCUGCACCAACAGGGGGACCAUAUUGGUCGCCGCAGGCGUUAUCGGAACGCGUACUAUAACCAGUGCCCAUAUUUUGGGGUGCGGUGACAGACCCAGUUGCCGGUAGUGGUCGCGCACCUUGGGAUCCCUGUCGCCCACCCCCUCCCAGUUUAGUUGUUAGUUAAAAUCCUGGUUGUUUUUUUGCAUGGACAAGGAGAGUGUUGAGUGGAGUGGUAACGUGCGGACUCGGUCACGCCACUUGCCGAUGCUCGUACCAGCCUUCGGUUUUCUUGACUCUGUCUUGACAUCAGGUCUAGGUGGAUGAUGCUGAUGAUGAUGAUGAUGAUGGUGGUGGUGGUGGUGGUGGUGGUGGUGGUGGUGGUGGUGGUGGUGGUGGUGGUGGUGGUGGUGGUGGUGUAGUGUUGUAA
Messenger RNA from Spirometra erinaceieuropaei, 5018 nucleotides. The record is from the annotation of a GenBank genome assembly. Lineage: Eukaryota; Metazoa; Platyhelminthes; Cestoda; Diphyllobothriidea; Diphyllobothriidae.